AUGGACGGCGGCUACAACAACUACAGCAGCACCUACAGCGGCGGUGGUGGCGGCGGCGGCGGCUUCAUGCCGGGCGAGAUGAACAACAGCCCAUCCGGAGGAAAGUCCGACUACACCAACUCCACCCUCCGCCCCAUAACCAUCAAACAAGCUCUGGACGCAGUUCAGCCAUACCCGGAAGCGCCCUACCAAAUCGACUCCGCCGAAAUCUCCAGCAUCUGCUUCAUCGGACAAGUACGCAACAUCAGCUCGCAAAGCACAAACGUCACAUACAAGAUCGACGACGGCACAGGCGAGAUCGAAGCCAAGCAAUGGAUCGACUCCAUGACGGCCGACUCCAUGGACACGGACGACAUCAACAAUACUAAGGCCGCCACCGGCAGGAGAGACGGUAAGGUAGAGUUGAACGGGUACGCGAAGGUGUUCGGAAAGUUGAAGUCGUUUGGGAAUAAGAGGUUUGUGGGUGCGCAUUGCGUCCGCCCUGUUAAGAGUCUGGAUGAGGUGCAUUGUCAUUUGUUGGAGGCGAGUGCUGUGCAUUUGUUUUUCACGAGGGGGCCGCCUGGGGGUGGUGCCUCUGGUGCUGGGGGAGUGGGUGAUGUGGGUGCUAAGGGGGAUGCGGCAAUGGGAGGUACAGGGGAUGACUACGGGGCUGGAAAGAAUCUGCCUGCUAUGAGUCCUGUUGCGAAGAGAGUGUAUCAAUUGCUUAGGACGGAGCCGCAGAGCAAUGAGGGGUUGCAUGCGCAGUUGAUUGCGGCGAAGCUGAGUUUGCCGAUGCCGGAUGUGGCCAGGGCGGGAGAUGAGUUGCUCACUGCGGGUGUGAUCUUUUCGACGGUGGAUGAGCAGACGUGGGCGAUUUUGGAGUUUUAA
This is a messenger RNA of Aspergillus niger, 867 nucleotides long. RefSeq lists its product as uncharacterized. The record is from RefSeq and is a predicted model, not a curated record. Gene Ontology annotation, biological process: double-strand break repair via homologous recombination; DNA replication; nucleotide-excision repair. Gene Ontology annotation, cellular component: site of double-strand break; chromosome, telomeric region; DNA replication factor A complex. Gene Ontology annotation, molecular function: DNA binding. The coding region runs from base 1 to 867 and encodes 288 amino acids. NCBI's taxonomy places the organism in Eukaryota, Fungi, Ascomycota, Eurotiomycetes, Eurotiales, Aspergillaceae. The transcript has 3 exons.